Pelobates cultripes (western spadefoot toad) is the source of this 38289-nucleotide messenger RNA. Lineage: Eukaryota; Metazoa; Chordata; Amphibia; Anura; Pelobatidae. The record is from the annotation of a GenBank genome assembly.
CAGAGAGGGAGCAGAGGGCAGCUAGCUGGAUUCAAAGAAAUUAGAAGCUUCGCAUAGCAGCGACCAGGCUGCAACUGUAUCUAAAUCUGUUAUUUAAAGCUGCACUCUUUACUUCUCAAAUAGUUCAGUAGUUCUCUAACAACAAAAAACUAAAACCUUUAAUCUAUCUUGGAUCCAGGUGUGAAGACAUUGAGGUAUGGUAGCAGAGGUUUCAGUUAUUAGCAGUAAAUAUUUGCUGUGUUAAAGCUGUACUGUCACUUCCAAGUGAUAUUGUUUGAUAUGUUGGGAGUUACGUAUUAGAAAUGUCUGAAAAAAUGUUGCAAACUUAGAACGUCGGGAGUCACCAAUGAAAUGCGCUUGCUGGUUUCCAUGGUAAUUGUCCCACUUUUAGUGCUACAUUUCAGUCACAUUUUAUACAUGGGCCUCACUGUAUUUGCAUUGGGAGGGGCGUCUUCAUUCUGCUUCCCCUUUGAUAGCUAUGUAGGAGGUGCAGGAGAAAAUGAGACAUUAUAGUGUUAGGAAUAGAGCUUUGUAUAAAUAUAUAUAUACACUGUAUGAACGGCUGCACUCAUGGUAUUUAAGUAUAUAUAUAUAGUUGUGUGUGUGUGUGUGUGUGUGUAUACAUAUAUGUGUACAUGUUUAUUCAUUAAUACAUAUAUAUUUUACUUUGCCUUGCCCUGUAUGCUAAAGCAAGUUUUUUUUUUCUAUCCCUACUCAACAUUGUUGGCUUGUUAACCUAAAUGUUAUUCACCUAGAUGUUUAUCUGUAAAGACUUUCUCUGUUAUUUCUGCACCCCCCUUAUUUUAUUGAUACCCACCCUAAUGUUUUACUUGACCAAUCUCACCUCCUCUUUGCAUCUCCAUUCCAUAGCUUUAUUGCAGCUUUUUUUUGACCCAAUCUUCUCUGUCUUCCACAGUCAGGGUUAAAAAGACCCCUAUUUGAAAUCAGAACAGAUCUCAAUUCCUAAAAUCAACUGUAAAGGAGGCGGUGUAGGCAUCCUCCUGUCCCCUCAAUGUACAUUUCAACCUAUCCUCCCUGCCUUCUGCCUUUUUCUUUACUUCCUUUGAUGUGCACACUGUCCGCCUAUUUAAGCCCACUCGUUUAAGAAUUGCAAUCAUCUAUCGCUUCCCCGGUCAUCCUAGGUUAUUCAUUGAACACUUUUCUUCCUGGCUACCCCACUUUCUCUCCUCUAGCACUCCUUCCCGUUAACAUCCCAAUCAACAACCUCAACUGCUCUGAUGCCUCCCUUCUGCUCUCUGUAACCUCCUCAUUUGGUCUCACACAGUAGUCUACUUCAACAACUCAUACAGCAGGAAACACUCUUGACCUCGUCUUUACUAAUCUCUGUACCACCUCCAAUCCCUCCUAUGUUCCAUUUCCUUUGUCUGACCACCAUCUGCUGACCUUUGACAUUGGCAUUCCCCAUAUCCAAAUUUCAACACCCUCAACUCACCAAUCUCGCAGAAAUCUCCAGCAAUUCUCCACCAAACUCCAAACUCUCCUUUUACCCAUCUCAAAUCUCACCUGCCCUAAAACUGUAAUCUCAUUCUACAAAUCCACUCUCUUCUCUCAACUAGACAUUGUGGCAUCUCCUACACUUAAACGCAGUAAGUGCUCCCAUUUAGAACCCUGGCACACCAAGAUGACCUGAUACCUCCAAAAAUGUUCCAGAACUGCUGAACGCUGCUGGAGAAAAUAUCACUCUGCUUCUGACUUCCUCCACUAUAAAGUUAUGCUGUGCUCCUACAGUUUUGCUCUUUCCUCUGCAAAAGUUAACUACUUCAACACCCUCAUAAGCACACUGUCCCACCAACCCAAAUGUCUAUUUUACACUAUUUCUUUGCCCUGUUGCUCCCCCUCCUCCUACCUCCUUGUCCGCCACAAACUUUGCAACUCACUUCACUGAGACGAUUUCUACAAUCAGGGAAGGGAUCUCCAAUUUCUCUCCCUCCCCCACCAAUACUUCCUCCCAUCCCCACUCCCUCUGCUGUUCUAUGCUCAUUUGCACCCGCUAUAGCGGAAGAGGUUUCUGCUCUGCUCUGGUCCUCCCGCCCCCCCACCUGUUCCAUUGAUCCAAUUUCCUUGUAUCUCAUCCACACUCUUUCUUCUUCUCUUGCUCUCCCUCUCACUAAAAUUUCCUUGACCCUUCAAACAUGCAACUGUAACCCCGAUUCUGAAAAAUCCCAACCUUGAGCCCAACUCCCCAUCCAACUACCACCCUAUCUCGCUACAGCCGUUUGCUUCCAAGAUGCCUGAAGAGAGUUGUGUAUGCGAGAUUGACAGACUUCCUUGAAUCCAACUCUACUUGACCCACUUCAGUCUCAAUUCUGCGCUUGUCACUCUGUCGAAACAGCUAGACCAAAGUAUCCAACAAUUUAAUCGCUGCUAUGUCUCGCAGCCACGACUCUGUCCUAAUUCUUCUUGAUCUUUCUGCUGCCUUUGACACUGUUGAUCAUCAACUGCUUCUUCUCAUUCUCUGUAAUCUCAGUCUAUGGGAUACUGCUCUCUCCUGGUGCUCCUCCUCCCUCUACCAGCGCUCUUUCAGUGUUUCAUUCUCUGGCUCUACCUUUUAUCCCCAAUCCCUCUCUGUUGGUAUUUCCUAAGGUUCUGUCCUUGAUUUCCUACUGUUCUCUAUCUAUACUGCCUCCCUUGGUGAACUCAUAAACUCCUUUGGCUUCCAUUAUCAUUUAUAUGCGGAUGACACGCAAAUCUAUCUAUCUUCUCCUGAUCUCUCUGCCCAUCUUGACUCGUGUCUCUGACUGCCCCUCCGUGAUUUCCAACUGGACGGCUGUUCACUUCCUUAAACUCAACCUGUCCAAAACAGAACUUCUGGUCUUUCCUCCCUCAAGUGCUGCUACUCCUGUGUCUGUCUCCCUCUAAGUCAACUGCGCUACCAUCACCUCUACCUCGAAGGCUCACUGCCUGUUCUUUUUUACUCCAACCUCUCCUUCACCCCUCAUGUCCAGUCGAUCGCCAAAUCCUGCUGCUUCCACAUCCGCCCCUUUUUAUAUAGCCCACAUCCGCCCCUAUUUAACCCCGGAUGCGGCUGAGGUGCUGGUCCAUGCCAUUGUUCUCUCUCAUCUUGACUACUGCAAUCCUCUUCUUAGUGGUCUUAUGUGUUCCCACCUUGCACCGUUGCAAUCUAUAAUGAAUGCAGCAAGGACACUCAUCUUCCUGUCUGCCUACACCUCCCACACCUCCCCCCUCUGUUACUCCCUACAUUGGCUCCCAGUUAGAUAUAGGGCUCAAUUUAAGAUUCUGGUGCUUGCUUAAAGUCUCUACAUAAUGCUGUUCCAACCUACCUAUCCCACCUAAUACACAAAUAUGUCCUGUAUAGGCCUCUGUGCUUUGCCUAAGACCUACGUCUGUCCUCUCUCCGUACUCCCACCUCUGGCCUUCAAGAUGUCUCCAGGGCUGCACCUUUUCUGUGGGACUCCCUUCACUUCUCCGUUAGACAGUCACACAGUCUCCAUUCCUUAAAAAAACAUUGAAAACUAAUUUCUUCAGGAAAGCGUAUAAAUUAAACUGUUAACAGCUUUUCAUCCCCACACCCUUGACUGCAACUGUCAAAAAUAACCUACUAAGCCCUCUGUGAAUACUUUUCUUGCAUUCUACACUGAUACGUCUACUUUUACCCUUUGUGUCUCUAUACUCCACUCCCUCUAAAAUGUAAGCUCAUUGAGAAGGGCCCUCAACCCCUCUGUUCCUGUGCAUCCAACUUGUCUGGUUACAAUUACGUGUCUGUUAGUCCACUGAAUGUACAGCACUACGGAACUUGCUGGUGCUAUAUAAAUAAUAACAUAAUAAUUGUUACUUUAGCUAGCCAUCGGUUAGCAACAUUAUCUACAAAUUAUCAUGGCAUGUCUUUCUAUUUUCCUAAUAUUCUUUAGGACUACAAUGUUUUCAAUUAAUAAUGCACUUUCCUUAUACAGUUUACAAUGUAACAUAGGUACACAACGCAAUGUCAAAUAAUGAGGCAAGUUUGAAAUUGCUAGUAGUGACUACAGAUAAACAUUUGAUGCUCUAACCUAAAAAGUCCCUAUCCCAUUUAUCUCUGAAUCACUAUUGCUAUAUACUACUAGACAUCCAAUUAUCUGUGCAUGGCUUAACCAGCUGCUCAAUGUGCUGUGUUUGAUGUGGGACUAUUAAGACUUCGUUACGUAUGCCUGACUUAGCAUUUAUCAGCAGUCGUGUCCUACCACAGGUGUCUCAUACAUGUUUUGUGGUAUGUGUUACUCUUGACCUAAGCACAUUUGUGGUUCAAUAAUAUGAAGUUCUUUUCAAUGUUGCCACAGAAUGAUAUGAAGAAGGUUCACCAAUCCUUGUAUGUACGUAGUGGGCAUUGGAUAGCAUUCCCUUCAUCCCCCAUAAAACCAUAACUUACCCCUUCAAAUAACGACAGACAACUUCUUGGAGAAAACAGGCCACAGCAUUUAUUAACACAACCAAAUACUGUAUGACUCCUUUAACAUAUAACGAAAUAAUAAAUAUCAUAAAUUAACAUAAACAAUUUGCAUAUAGUCAUACAGUAACCAAAGAAACCGUCCUUGCCAAUCUAACUUCCCCAAGGCUCUCACCUCCCCCCCUCGGCAUAAUAAAAACAUCUUCCUUUUCAGGGCUCCCCACCAACUUGGUGGGGCCCAACCAUAAUGCUCCCCACUGGUCGACUUACAACCCAGUGGGGACACAUCCAACCUGGUACCUUCUCCAGGUUCACCAUAAGAGACUGGGGGAGGAUGAGACCCGGUCAUUAUCCCCCUUUUUCAUCUAAUCUACCAAACCAUCCCUUAUUUGGCAAGGACACACCCCAUCUCGCUGUGACAAACCCCCCGGGCCCAAAGCAGAAAAGGGAGGGUAGGUGGGAAACUUGUUGCUGGCCCGGCUCCUAAGUGGCACUGAGGUCAGUCUGAUCUGUCACCACCCACUUCCUCACAUCUCACACUCCCACAUGUAGCAUAUAGCCAAUCAUGCAUCAUCCAUCCCACACUCAUACAUGUGCCCCUGUCCGCUAAGCUGCACACUCUCCCUGGGGCCUUUACAUUCAGCGGGAACAGUGAAAGAAGGGCAGACCAACAGGGCAGAAAAGACUGGGGGGUUUGAUGUAAUUAAACUGUACUCCACCACUAAGAACAUGGUGCUUCUCCUGUGGUCCUGCAAUGAGCUGACCAGUUAUUCCCAGUUCCUAUAUAUUAUCUUCAGUCAGCAUUAAAAACUCAAAAUGAGUUCCUGCUAAUCCAUUUAAGGUUUCUUUAAAUCAUAGUGUCAAGGGGUGUGAUUUGGCCACUAAAAUCCUGUAGCUCAUACCAAAUCUAAAACCAAGAACACAAAAAUUAAACUCCAGAAUGUCCCAAAAUCUUCCAAGUGCGAUUCAUCCACAGCUUGAAUAUUGCACUCAUUUUUGAAAGUUCAGAAAACAUUGUGACACAAAAUAAUUGGGGUGGAACCUGACUAAGGAGAUCCUCAUCUCUGUUUAGUAGAGUGUAUGGUUUGCGCUUUGGAAUGGCAGUACCCAGAAAGUGUCUGGGCUACAACUGGGUCAGUUUUUUAUGUUGUGCAGCAAGUAGAAUAAGCCUGCUGGAUUAACAAAUGAGAGUGAUGCUAUACAAAGUCAAAUGGAAUCUUUCAACUUCAGAAAGCUUCUGUUUAUUCUGUAGAUGUUUAGACCUAGUUCCAUAAGUGUUAAAGAUACGACUUGACAGUCACUGGUAUGAUGUCUUCCUGAGACCGAUUGAUACUUUCACUGCUGAUGUUAACCCCUUAAGGACACAACGUCUGGAAUAAAAGGGAUAUUUCCAUCAUGUGUCCUUAAGGGGUUAAUGUGCUAAAAAAAAGUUACCAAAUCUCUGAAACUACUUUUGAAACAUUUCUCCCUUUAGAAGACAUGAAAUAUACAAGCACUCGUGGAGAGGUGACUGGGUUAGAAUUUGAAGAAGUGCUAUUUUCCGGUUUUGCAGCAGAUGGGGGACUGUUCAUGCCCGAAGAAAUUCCUAAAUUGGACAACAAUAUCCUCAAAAAAUGGAGUUCCUUUUCCUAUAAAGAACUAGUAAAAGAAAUCUGCUCCCUGUUCAUUCCUGCUGAAGCUAUUCCCAGGAAAGAUCUGGAUGGUAAGUUAUAGCAAUAAAGAUUUUUUUUCUCAAACUACUAAAGAAAUAAUUUAUGGUUUGUUUCAUGGCUCCAUGUGAAAUUGUCUAACACUGGCCCAUAUUUUCAUCAUGGACAAGUGCGCCAUGGACUUGAAUCAAUUUAUAUCUCAUAAUCAUUAUUGGACUUAUUCUGCAAUAAUUUUAUGUUUUAUUCUACACUAUUUAACAUUCAGAAUUAAGUCUCAAACUUGUCAAUAUACAGCCUGCACCACAAACCUGCGUAUACUCAAGUCCCUUACUAAUGCUGUGCCCCUCUACCUGUCCUCUCUAAUCAGCAAAUAUACUGUGAUGGACUGCGUGGCACCCCAACUGGGUACCUCCAUCAAGCUCACUUCCUAGCCAUCACCAGGACACCAGUAUCUUGGCUGGGGUUUCUCAGUCACUUCAAGCCCUGGAACGGGGUCAUAGGUACAGCUUCAAAUGAUUAAGCUCUCCUGCAGAGAGUAUAGCUGAUCUACCCAAACACUAGUCCAGACUGAGUGAAGGGUGAAAAGGAACUGGUUUAUGGGUCCCUAUCUCAUAGGGAGUGAAUGGGAGUGAAUAGUCGCCUCGUUUGCGAGAGUCUUUUCACCGAACAGCGCUCUCCUGCCUUGUCGGGAUCAGAAGCAGCCGGCGAUACAAAGUUAUCUGUAUUUGAGUUCCAGUGACUCAACGACUUAGUACCCCGCCUGUGUUCGGGAGACAACCAGUUGUCUCCCGAACACAGGCGGGGUACUAAGUCGUUGAGUCACUGGAACUCAAAUACAGAUAACUUUGAGUUUGUGGUCAUUCUGAAGAUAAUGAGCUGGGACAGUGUUCGGUAGUUAACGAUACCGGACUAAACGGAAAACAACUUGAUCUUGGGAAAAAUAAAGAUGGUUUAGGGCAGUUUGUCACAUAUACCUCCACAAGAUCAGACAAUGACAUGCUCCUUGUAUCUUUUAUUAUUAUCUCUUCCCAUUCUAGUCUGCAGAACUUCUUUCAUGUGGUACCAACCUUCUGGAACUUUCUGGAGCGCAGUUAGACUUUCUACUAGUCUGACUUUCUUUAAACGCUCACUAAAGACAUUAUAGUUCAGGGAGAUUUACCACUCAUUUCCGUUACUAAUACAUUCUACUUACCCAAUAAAUGUCCUAAUUUUACUCUAUAUUAACAUAAUUCUCACCAUUGCAGUUCCCACCUCCUGUUCCUAAUCCCUCCAAUACAUCUAGAUUGCCACGGAAAUAGGACACUCAAUCCCUCCUGUAUUUGUUUUUCAAAUUUUGUAUUGUCUCUUACAUCUAUUGCACCUUUGUCUUUUUACUUGUACCAAUUGCACCCAUGGAAGGUGCGGCAGAAUGUAUUAUUAUAAACAGAGUGUAAUAAUAAUAAAUGUGGCUGUGUUAGCUGAAAAUUAACACUUUUGUCUGCAUUGCUUUAUUUUAAUUUAUUUGUCAAAUCAGGCAUUGCCUAAGAAUCUUAAGCUGCAUAAACAUGACACAUUAGAGGACACAGUUUUCAAAAUCAGACUCGUGACCAGUGAUACAUAUCCCAAUCUGACAGUGUUUGACUACCGUGGAACAAAUGUUGAUGAGAAGUUCUAGGGUUGUCUGACUUAGAUUGUUGUAAACUGAUAAUAAAUUGGUUCUAAAAUGUUCCAGUAUAUAGGAUAACUUUCAUGCAUUUAUGGGAUACACUUCUAUCUAUAUCUGCUGUCGAUAUCAUUCUGUGUUUAUGUCUUUCUUAUACUUAGACUUGAUUAAUAGAGCCCUGACUCGCUUCAGACACGAUGACAUUAUUCCUCUUCGUAGGCUGGAAAGUGGAUUAAAUGUUUUGGAGAUGUGGCACGGGGCCACGCACGCCUUUAAAGACCUUGCUAUGUCCUGCGUGGGACAGUUUUUGGAUUUCUUCUUAAAGAAAAGAAAGAAGCACAUCAACAUCGUGGUUGGUACGUAAUUAAUCAGAUAAACCAUUGACAUUGAUUUUAAUGGAAUUGUUAGUUGGUCACAGAAUCACAGAUUACAGAAAAAUAAACUGUAAAAAUACAUAUAAUAAAGUAAUGAAAAAAUAACUAAACUGGUUCAUGGAUUGCAGGAUAAAACUUACCAGGAAAGGUUAAAGGAUCUUAACAUGUAUAGCUUGGAGGAAAGACGAGACAGGGGGGAUAUGAUAGAAACAUUUAAAUAUAUAAAGGAAAUCAACACAGUGAAGGAAGAAACUAUAUUUAAAAGAAGAAAAACUACCACAACAAGAGGACAUAGUCUUAAAUUAGAGGGGCAAAGGUUUAAAAAUAAUAUCAGGAAGUAUUACUUUAUUGAGAGGGUAGUGGAUGCAUUGGAUAGCCUUCCAGCAGAAGUGGUAGAGGUUAACACAGUGAGGGAGUUUAAGCAUGCGUGAGAUAGGGACUAAGGCCAGGGACUAAUUAAAAGUAUUUUGAAAUAUUGUGCAGACUAUAUGGGCCAAAUGGUUCUUAUCUGCCAUCACAUUCUAUGUUUCUAUAUGAUGCCCCCGCUUCUCCCCUGCCUACAGUAAGGACAGGACUGGAGACCAUUUAGUCAUGUUAGUAUACCUUUCCAGAAAGAUCUAAUCAUAACAUUGCAGUUUAGAGGGAUAAUUGGUUAUAUUACUAAAACCUAUUGCAUCUUUGAAAUUUAAAUAAUUACUGCUCUCACUGAAGUGGAAAAAAAACUUGAUAAAAACAUACAAUUUGGACAGCAGGGACCUAGCUGGGCAAGAUGAAAGUUGUAAAACUUUCAUCUUACAGCUUUCAUAUUUAUAUAUCCAUGAAAACACUAUAAAUUACAAACCUCAAGAAAAACUAAAUUAAAUAAAAUAUAAUAAAAGCACCUGUGUACAAUUAUAUGUGUAAAAAUGCAUACAUAUGGCAAAUAGAAGUCUUCAUAUACAGAAUAUUAAUUUGCUUGUAGAGAGAUAGAAAAAAAACAUAGAGUAGUAUAUCUUGGGAAAAAACAAAUAUUAUUUAAUAAAUGCCACAUUCACACUUUUUGGAGCCACUGAGAGCUCUAAGAACAUUUACGGUAUAAUCAAGGUCUCGGGAUAUGGUCCACCACAGGCAAUAGAUAUCUCACAUACUAAAGCUCGGUCAAAAUAUGUAUACAAUAAAAAAUAAAAAAAAGAGAGAGAAAAACCUAAAUAGUGCAGUAUGUAGUUGGAGUAUUCUUUUGUUUUUUUAUACCCCAUUUAUAUUUUGACUGAGCUUGAGCAUGUGAGAUAUGUAUUGCCUAUGGUGGACCAUAUCCUGAGACAGGGACAAGGAUUUUUUGGGAAUAUUUGUGAAACUUACUGCUGCCUCUUCCUUCUUCUCUUUUUAUUAUAGUUAACGCCUUGGUUUUUUCCCCAUAUAUUCCUGAAGCUGUAAAUAUUCAGGACAGUCCCAUGUGGGCCCAUUAAAGCUACCAAUGUCAAUGAACAACAUGCUGAUUUCCUUAAAGACACAUUUUUCAAAAAGCACAUUUCUUAUUUUGACAAACUGAUGCACUAAGGGACUUAUUUAGCAUUCUCUUGUACAAUUACAAGAAUACAAAUCAUACAGAAUCUGUAAAACAAUACAUAGUAGUCUCAGAUGGUUAAUUUAUAUUUCUUUCUUUUUUAGUCUGCAAAGAAAAUCCUCAUUUCCGAUUCUGCUGUUAUUUUGUACUAUCGCAUGUCUUUGUUGUUUUUUCAACUUCUAGCGACUUCUGGAGACACGGGAAGCUCUUCAAUUGAAAGUGUGAGAGGCAUAAAGAAUAUUGAUAUUGUUGUCUUGUUACCCCACGGACGCUGUACCAAAGUCCAAGAACUGCAGAUGACAACAGUGAUUGAAGACAAUGUCCAUGUAUUUGCGGGUCUGUGUCAUGUGUUUUGUAUGCUGCAAAUAUUUGCUGUAAAACAAACAUUCAAAGAUUGCAUCCAUCAAAAUGGUUAUUGGCCAAUUUAUUUCUUACUUGAAAACACUAAGCUAGGCAGGCAUUCACCUACCGCAUACAAUAUUUAUAUGAGCCUUAAAACCUUUGUGACCUCAAAUUAUUCAGAGACUAAAAGCGGACUUCCUUUGUAUCACUGUGGAAUCACACAUAAUAAGAGUAAGGGCACAUACUGUCAAGUUAGUGCCGCAAGCCCUUGUACUGUGUUAGGAUAAGAGAAAUAGAACGUCUCAAGUCAAGAGGAGGUCACGAAGAGCAUGGAUCUGCGUGACAAUUAGAACACGAAUGUAAAAGGGAGCAGAGUUACGGAAGACUUUGUUAGUGAGCUUAUUGAUUUAAAUUUUAUUUUUGGUUGUAUGAAGAGUCAAGGGAAGGCUUUGAAGAGCAAAUUAGAAGAUAUUUAGAGAAGCAGUAUUAAUAUGUACUGGAGUUUUGUAGUGUGUAGACAUGUGCAAUUAAGUUUGUUCCGAAUCAAAUUUCUUUAGGAAUCUGGCAAAUGUAACAGUGGCAAAAUUUUCGUAUUGCCACAACACAAAAACAAAUGGAUCUGUAACAAAUCAAAUAGAGUUUUUUCAUAUCAAUUUGUUUUGAUGCAGCUGACUGUACCAGUGUGAGGGAACACAUUUUACAGUGUCUGUGUGUGUAUUAAUGUAAGAUGAAUUACAAAUUAAUACACGUAAUAUAUUUGUAAAAUUCUUCUUACACAAAUACACACUAGCACUUUUGAAAAUUCAUAAUUUAGCAAAUAUACAACUUUUUGCAGUUUGCAAACACAUAUUUAAUAAUUACAUCACAUUAACAUUAGUUACCUUACCUUAACUAUAUUCGUAUUACCCUCUUUAGUGGUUUGUAACUAUGUGACUGCCAUCAUUUGAAUUUAUUCAUUUCCCGUACAGAAUAACGGGCGUUCAAAUUUUUUAAAUUAACAAAAACAUUUCUGACUUUUGGUUUGUCUGAAUUAAUUUUUUCCAAGUUUCGGAGGAAAACUAUUAAAAAAAAAAAAACCCAAAUAUUUUCUUUCCCCUGCGCAUGUCUAAUUAAGGUAAGUUGCAGUAGUCAAGCUGAAAGCUCAAGAGGGAAUACAUUGCAAUUCUUUGAGGUUUCUUGAGUGAAUAUGACUUGGUUAAUUGGAGAUAUGGUAACAUCUUUCACAUUAAGAAAUUAUGUAGCUAACGGUGAAGAAUUGAAGGAUUAGUUAUGAUAGUAUGGUUUCAGGCAGCAGUAGGACUUUAAAUAAGUCAUGACAAAGACAUUUGGUAACAUUACAUUUAAGAGGGGAUAAAAGAGACAAGAGACAAGAGUCAGGGAAGCAUAUCAUACAAAGUUACUAUUUUGGAGAACAAAUAUGGACACUCCCAUAAAAUAAACACCAGAUUCCAAAAUAUAUUCUCUAAAUAGUUUUUAAUUAUAAUAUUGUAAGAACAUUCAGAAUUGCUAUUUACUCUAACCUUUAAUUACCUCCAUAGUUGAUGGGACAUCAGAUGAGCUGGAUGUGCCUAUCAAGAAUCUAUUUGCUGAUGUUGAUUUUGUGAAAAAACAUAAUUUAAUGAGCACAAAUUCUGUCAACUGGGCUCGAGUGUUGGUGCAGAUCGCUCACUUCUUCUAUGCCUACUUUCAAAGUGCUCCAACAACAAACGGCGAAACGCUUCCGGCUGUGGAAAUUGUUGUGCCCUCAGGAGGAGCAGGCAACAUUACAGGUCUGAAAUACAGAAUAGAAAGUAGCAAAAAAAAAGAAAAAAAAGAAAUUCUGAAAUAAUUCAGUGGGCUCACAAAACAUUGCCACUGUAAAAUAUUUUUUGCAGAUGUAUCAGAAUAGAAUAAAAAAAUAACAUGCAUUCAAAUACAAACAUAUUUACUAAAAUAAAACAAAUCAAGAACCUACCCCCAAAAAAUACAUUUCCACAGCAGAUUUUAAAAAAUAGUCUAAAAAGGAAAUUACUUACUUACUUAAUAAGAUUAUCAUUAAAGCCGUUUGAGCAUUUAAAAAAAAAAAAAGUUUGAUUGUAGUUGCAAUUACAGAAAGUUACAUUUAUAUUAAUGUCCUUUGUGGUCCUUAGCUGGAUGUAUUGCACAGAAAAUGGGGCUCCCAAUCCAUCUCGUUGCUGCCGUGAACAAAAAUGAUACAAUCCACCGAAUUGUCCAGAAUGGAGACUUCUCACUGGGGGACACAAGGACAAGUCUAGCAUCAGCAAUGGAUAUUCAGGUAAAUCAGGAUUAGAUAUUUAUGAUCUUAAAAAUGGAUUUUGGAAUAGAAUUCUGUAUAAAGAGUAAAUAGCAAUCAAUAUGCUGCCUAUAUACAAGGAAUCAAAACAAAAUAAAACAACAACAAAAAACAACUUAAAAAGCAUACCGUUCUAAUCAGGCUAUUUUAAAAAAUAUAUAUAUUUUUAUUCUUUAUUUUUCUUGUGCAUAGAUUGACAACAAGCAUGCAGAGCCACAACAGCAUCUCCACGCAUUUUCAUAACAUUUCAAAGUUUAAAUGGCACAUUUUUGUUUUUUAUAUUACAUGAAGAUAACAGGCUUGUAGGCAUCAUUUUUUGGUAUGACAUGCUAAGCUAGAUUUGUGUAUAACAAACUGAUUGUGCUUAAGAUUAUUAAUGUAUUGCACAUUUUACAGUACAGCAUGAGGCAUACGUAAGCAUGGAAACAGUGCUAGUAAUCAAUUAUCUAUUGUGACACAAGCUUGUGAACUAUUACUGUGAUAUUUACUCAUGGGUUAACUGUUGCUAAAUCAUGCACUUAAGCUGUUGCCCUUGCUAAUUUCACUUAAUAUGCAGGUAGAGUCCUGAGGUCACUUGCUUAAACUAUAACUAUAAAGGCACCCUGACACCCCCGAGGCAGACUGCCAGAUACUUGUACUCCAAGGAGGGGUGUUAUGCAGGCUCUGCACCCCCAGUGAGUCCAGAGUUGUUUAGUGCAGUCAUCACUGCCUUAGGUCGUAGCUUGGAUACUGAAGGCUUAGGGCUCCCUGUGAUGUGGAGCUCUUUUCUGCCGCUUUCCUCCAGCUGUUUGGUGCCCUCUCCCUGCGGCCUGGCUAGUGAGUUUCACUGUGUCGUUGUGGAGGCGGUGCAGGCCAGUUCCUCGGGAUAGAGCUAUGGUGUGCACUCUGUGCAAGUAAUCCUGGCAGGCCCGAGGGGUUGUCUGCUGGGUCUGGGGCGAUGGGUCUGUGCUUCGCUGGUCAGCAGGUAGCCACUCCCGUCAUUUUGCCGUGGUAUCGCCUGUCCAGCUUACCGAGGCUGUGGGUCAGUGGGUUCUGAGUUGUGUCAUGCAGGCGUGCAGUGCAUGCGUGGGAUUCAGGAGGGUAUCAUCCCAUCGGAAGCCAGAGGUGCUCGUGCGAGCAAGUAGGGUCGUGGCGCCGCCAUUUUAGAUGCGGUCUGGGCUGUGUUUUGGCGGCCCAUCGGUGUAGCAGGGGCCACAGGGCGUACAGGGUGCAGGCCGGGAUCACCCCCACCGGCCCAAAGGAGGGGGGGAACAGGGCCCGGUCCGCCAGCCGAAGAAGCCUGGCUGAAUAGCAUGGGGCAGGAUAGUGGGCGGCAGCCGUCCGCCUCACUCACCACCUGAGUAGGCCUCAUCCAAAAGGAGCGAUGCAUACCCCUCCGGGGGACUAAAACAUCAGCUGCAAGCCUCUCCCCGGGUCCAGUGUCUCCAUAGGUACCGGCCCACCGCGGUGGGUCAACAAGGUGAGUUCAACAGGUCUAUAUUUUAAGCUUAUUAGUGAAGAUUUGCUGGAGCUGUUGUGCCGUGCGACUAGCCAGCUCUGCGGCCAGGCCUCGCCCUAAUUAGUCUAUGUUUUUAUAUUAUGGUAUGGUGAUUCCUCGAUGUUUCUCCCAACACUUUCCUCCAAAAUUAAUUUUUUUCAAAAAUAUGAACCAAACGUGCUGCACUCAGAGGCAAUGUGACUUCUAUAAUAUCCCUUAAUGUAGAAACCGCCAUGUACUAGAUCACUGGAUUUUCAUCUAGCCCAGUAGUGGCAAAGAGAUUGAAAGUGGAUAAAUGUUGUCACUCAACUUCAUUCUGGAGGAUCCAAUGAUGGAACCCCACAUUUCUUGACAAGUCAACACUGAAACUGGCAGUCUACCUUGUUUCUGGAAUGGCAGAAACUCCUAAACACUGCAGGCACUCCUCAGUACCAGUGGCGGAUCCAGAGCCUGAUCUUGGGAGGGGCACUUGUAGAUUAUUUAAAUAAAUAAUCUAGACACAAUAACCACUACAGCUCAGUGGUUAUGGUGUCAAUAGUGCCAGGACCCCCUCCCAGAGUAAGUAGUCAAACUGUUUAAGAACAGUUUGACAACUUACCUGAGGUCUGCUGGGAAAUGGGGCUGUAGUAGGGCAUAGGAGCAGUGGUGUGUGUGAGUGGUGCAAUGUGUAAGGGGUGCAGUGUGUGUGUGUGUGUGUGUGUGAGGGGGACAGUGUGUGAGCAGUGUGUGUGUGUGUGAAGGUUGUAGUGUGUGUGAGGGCAGCAGUGUAUGUCAGAGAUGCAGUGUAUGCGUGGACAGUAUGUGUGUGUAACAGUUGCAGUGUGUGUGUGAGUAUUGUAGUGUAUGUGUGAGUGUGGGCAAUGUGUGUGUAUGGGGAGGCAGUGUAUGGGGGCAGUGUGUGUGUAUGGGGAGCAGUGUGUGUGUAUGGGGGUAGUGUAUGUGUGUAGAGUAUGUGUGUUUAUGGGUGUGCAGUGUGUAUGGGUUGCAGUAUGUGUAUGGGGGCAGUGUGUGUGUGUAUGGGGCAGUGUGUGUGCAUGGGGAGCAGUAUGUAGGGGGGGGCAGUGUAUGUUUAUGGGGCAUUAUGUGUAUGGGGGUAUGGGGGUAGUAUGGGGGUGUAUGGGGGCAUGGGGGCAAUGUGUGUGUAUGGGGGCAUUAUGGGGGGCAGUGUGUGUAUGGGGGCAGUAUGGGGGGCAAUGUGUGUAUGGGGGGCAAUGUGUGUGUAUGGGGGCAUUUUGGGGGCAACCUGUGUGUAUGGGGGCAGUAUGUGUGUAUGGGGGACAGUAUAAGUGUGUGUGGGGGGUAUGGGGGGCAGUGUGUGUGUAUGGGGGACAGUAUGGGGGGCAGUGUGUGUGUAUGGGGGGCAGUAUGGGGGCAAUGUGUGUGUAUGGGGGGCAGUAUGGGGGGCAGUGUGUGUGUAUGGGGUGCAAUGUGUGUAUGUAGAGUGUGUGUGUGAUAAGGGUAGGGGGGCUUUUUUAUAAUAUAUAUAUAUUUUUUUUUAUUUAAUUAAAAUAAAUAUAUUGAUGUCCCCCCUCCCUUCUUACCUUUACUGGGAGGAGGGGGGACACUUCUUAGUCCCUGGUGGUCCGGUGGGGAUUCCCUGGUGGGCUAGAGUUCACUCUCACGAGAUUUGGAGCGUUGCCAUGGUAACCGCUGCAACGCUCCAUGCUCGCGAGAGGAGUACCCGGAGGAGCUGCAGGCUGAGCUCCCGGGUCCUCUCUCCCUCCCUCCCUGCCAACUGCCAGCACUGUGCCUGCGGACUGGGGAGGGAGAUCCCUUCCGGUCCGCAGGCACAUUGCAGGGCUGGCGCCUGCAUUUGCUGGCAGGGGAGAGGGAGACCAUCCGUUUUCUCGGGGAAAUUUCCCCACUGCCCCCCCCUGGAUCCGCCACUGCUCAGUACUGCUAAUUAUGUUCAACAUCUAGAUUAUAGAAAUAUAGGCGUUUCUAAAUAUUUCUACAGGUAUUCCUCAUCAUGUUUAUGGAAUUGCGACCACCAGUAGAGGCUGCGGACAUUUGCUACCUUGUUUAUGAAAUGGUUACUUGUAGAUACCAAUAUUUGAGUUCUUCAUAAUUCUCUCAAUACUCAUUGCUUUUGUAGCUAAUAAUCCCAACCCUUUUGGAUAUUUACUUUUUUCUCAGCAUUAUGGGAAUCCUGUAUCGCAUGAACUGAAGUGCCAAUGUUUGCUAUCUCUCUUAUCGAUGUAACGGACAAAUAUAAUUUAUAAAUCUUUCACCAGCAUAUGAUAUCUCUUAUUACAAGAUAAGGCAAACGGUUUGGGCAGUGUGAAUUAAAUUUUCCCACAUAAUAUAAAUUUAUAUUCACGUGAUGAAGGAAGACAGUAGAAUAGCAUGCCAAAUACAGGUUUUAUCGAAAUAGUAAAGUACAUUUCCAGAUUGAUUAAUUUGGUGGAAAUAAAAUAUGUUAGAAAGAAAAAAUAACAUUUCAAAUUACAACAUUUAGGCCAAAAUAUUUGAAUUGGAAACAUUUUCAAAGUUAAUAUUUUGUGGUUCCUGCACAGUAAAUGAACUGAAUGAAACUGAUAUCCAUAAAUUAUGUGGGUUACUAAGAGAUUAACAUCAGGGUCUAUUUACUAAGCAAUAUGCUGUGAUGAACUGACAAACAACUUUCAAAAUAUUAGAUAUAUUUUAUAUUUGGCACACAAGCUCUUAAUGAAUGCAAACACCAUUUGGAGUUAAUUCACUAAACAACAAUUUAUAGUGAAUUAAAAAUAAAAUUGCAAAAUGUGGACUAAAAUGCGCAAAUUAGGCUAUGUACAUACCUUGUAACCCAUGUAACCACUUUUCACCAUCAUCAGGUGCUGGGGAUAUAUUUUUUCAUUAGGUCCCGUGAGCCAAAUCCUCCAGUGCUGAUCUGGCUCAUUGACAGAGAGCUCAAAGAAAUGGGAAGUGAAAUUCAAUUUUAGACUAAAUUAGCUAAACUGAGAAAACUUAUCCAGAAGCAUAGCUGACAAAUAGAUUGUUUUUCCAAUUUUGGCCUUAAUUUAAAAUUCAUUUACUUUAGUGAACAACCCUGAUAAUUACAUGAUUGACUAAAGAUAGAUGUAUCCAUGCCGGCCAGUGACAUCACCCAAUUCACCCAACGAGCCAAGGUAGUGCUCGACACCGGGGUGAAGGGUUGACGAAUCGAGAGAAAGAGCUGAGGUGACGAGACCGAACGAUGGGCACUCGUCCAUAGCUUAUUGUGACGAAGUGCCCUUCGCCACUUGGUCCUGGAGAGGCCUACUUGCCAGCCUCCUCCCCUGUGACUAUGACUCUUUCAUGUAUUUGGCUUUAAAGCCCCUAGUCUACCUUCAGACAGACUAUUUAUGUAGGCUGCUUUAUUUAUCUUAUGUCUUAGUAACCCUGUACCCAUUAUAGGGGCAGGGUGUGUGUAAUGUAAUUGUUUAUAGUGUGUGUGUACUGUGUAAUGUAUUGCCUGCUCUCUUGUACUGCUGAGGUUUGCUACCAACUAGGUGGGUUUGGCUAUGGAGCUUGUCUAGUGCCCUCUGUUGGUAGCAACAGCAAUAUGCACUACCUGAAUAGCAAGACUGGUUCAUUUGCAUAUUCGGGUAGAUUUGCAUAUUGUUAAUUCUGCAGACACGUGAGAUAUUUUCUGUUAAAUAUAUUGUCUCCCCCACCCCUUUAAAAAUGUGCCAUUGUGUUGUGAUAAGUCACUGUGUGUUGCUUGCUAUAAACCAUAGCAAGCAACACACAGUGACUGUUUGUGACUUUAUUGAGUUUUCACAGCAAUGUUAAUGUUGUAACCCUAUGGGCUGGUCCCAAGGGAAAUAAAGGUUUAGACAGUUCUUCUUGAUCCCUCUAAACGUAGCCUUGUCUCGUUAUUGGAGGGAGCUGUUAUAAUCACACUGGGGAUUGCUAUGCUCUGCAUGCUCCCCUGAGCUUGAAUCAUUUAGCUCUUUUAAGAGUUUGUUCCGGACACGCUCUCCUUGGAGGAGGGGUCUUCACCACACAGUCCUGGAUGCUGGAGGUUCAUACAGGGUGGAAGGAAGAGUUCUUUCCCACACAGUCCUGGAGGACAGAAGCUGAUCCAGGGUGGAAGGAAGACGGCGAGACUCCAGUCAAGAUACAGCGGUUGCGGAGUCUGCGGUGGUUGUGGUGUCUGCUGCACUGCUUGGAGUCCUCAGGAAGCGCUAGGAACAUCCGUCAACGGAGGGUACUCAGUCGGAGUACAAGGAGCUCCGUUACACUUAUAUUCCCUCAAACAGGUCACUGGACAUAACGCCGGGGUAGCUGGAAAACUUGGAUACGAAACCGAACGUAUAGUCGUCUUAGUCCGUCUGGAGAUGUUAAAUGUCACUCCAUCCAGAGUGAAAGACCUAGCAUCAUAGUCCAAGGCCCGUACGUCCGAGACUCAUUUGCACGAAGUGAGGCAGAACAGGUAAACCAACUUGGCCGACAGCUGUCACAGGGUAAGGUCCAAAUUAGGAGACCAGGAAGUAAACAGUGACAAGACACAGGAAACGUCCCAUGUAGCCGAAUAUCGAGGUCUGGGGGGACGCGACAGGCGUGAACCCUGAAGUAAGCGGCACACUAAGGGGUGUUGGCCUGCAGGACAGCCCUCAAAACCUUGGUGAGCUGAAGAGAUGGCUGAUCUAUACAGAUUAAUCAUGCAAUAUUCCCGACCAGCCUUGAAUAAUGAAGUGAGGAAUUGGAGUAUUGCCAAGUCCUGAGUCAGGCACCAGCCAGUCCAAGCUCUCCAAGCGGUCCCAUAUGAUCGUCUAGUUCUGGGAGCCCAUGCGUCAGCCAGGAGUCAUGGAGUUUCAUCCGAAACUCCUUGGGUUUCCCAGGGGCCCCGGAAAUCCUCCAUGCGAGCAGCAGCAAUGAGCCGUCUAUCAGGAGGGGGUGUCGGUGGCCCAGCGGGUCCCGCAGAAGAUCCUGGUAGGAUGGCAGAAGUCUGGGUACGUCUAUCGCCAAUUCCAGGAGCUGUGGGAACCAUGACUGGGUCCCCCAGAAUGGGGUCAGCAGGACCAAGUCUGCCAUCUGGCGUCGUACUUGGAGUAGAACCCGAGGAAUCAUAGCAAAUGAAGGGAAGGCGUAAAGGGUUGAGUCGUUCCAGUCUUGCAGGAAGGCAUCCACUACCUCCGCGGCUAGGUCUGGGCGCCAGCUGUAGAAUCGAGGUAGUUGGGCGUUGAGCCGGGAAGCAAAGAGGUCGAUGGCAAAAGGUCCACAGAGAGAUGAGAUAGUGGAGAACACCUCUACAUCCCAUUUCCAAUCGCUGCUGUCCGACAGCUAGCGUGAACUCCAAUCCGCAUGGGUGUUGUGGAGACCGGGAGGUAUUCCGCCUGGACGAUAAGAUUCCUGGCCAAACAAUAGGCCCAGAAGUCCUUUGCCAAGCGGGCCGAGAUAGCCGAAUGCAUGCCGCCCAUGUGAUUAACAUAGCGAACUGUGGAGAUGUUGUCCAUGCGCAGGCAGAUGCACGCACUGGCAGUCCCGUUCGCAAAACUCCGGAUCGCAAAGUAGCCAGCCAGGAGUUCCAGGGCAUUGAUGUGGAGACUGGAUUCGUCUUCCAACCAGCGUCCCCCCCGGUAGUCACAGCAUUGCACUGGGCACCCCAACCGUGGAGACUUGUGUCCGAAUUCACUGUGAAUUCCGGUUGGGAACCGAAGAUGGCCUUGCCAUUCCAAGCGGAUAGGUUGUGGAUCCACCAGGUCAGCUCGUCUCGGGUGUCCCCAUCCAGGGAAACCAUGUCUGCAUAGGAUGCCCCGUUGCGAAGAUGUGCGAUAUUUAGACACUGGAGGGCACGAUAAUGGAGAGGGGCUGGAAGCACCACCUGGAUCAAGGAAGCCAGUAGGCCGAUGAUCUGUGCCAGAUGACGCAGCGACAGCUGGGGGCGCACUAGGGUGCGGCAUAAUUCCUUGCAUAUGGAUCGGAUCUUGGCUGGAGGGAGGCUGAGAUACUCCACUUCUGAGACUAUCGUGAACCCGAGGAACUCCAUGCAUCGGGAAGGGGACAGGCAAGAUUUUUCCCAAUUGAGGAGGAAACCCAGACGAGAGAGGAGAUCCAUCGUCCCCUGUAGGUAUUUCAGGAGGACCAAACGGUGGCAUCCAUGAGGUGGAUGUCGUCCAGGUAGACUAUCAGUCGUACUCCUCGACUGCGCAACCAAGCCAUGGCAGGGUGCAUCAAUUUGGUGAAGCACCACGGAGCUGACGAGAGCCCGAAAGGGAGGCAUGUGAAGCGCCAAGUGUCACCUUUCCAGAGAUUCUUCAGUCACUGGGACCAUCAAGUAUGCGUCCUUGUAGUCUAAUUUUGCCAUCCAGUCUCCCUGCAGGAGUAAAUCCCGCAGGAGAUGAAUGCCCUCCAUCUUGAAGUGGCGGUAGCACACCAGAGUAUUCAGGGCCCGGAGGUUGAUAACUGGGCGCAUCUGCCCGCCUUUCUUUUCUUCAAGGAAGAUGUUGCUGAGAACCCCUGUGGGGGACAUUGGAGCCUGUUCUAUCGCCCCCUUCUUGUGUAGUGUCGAUAGCUCCUUGUCUAUUAAGGUGCGGUCUGUCCUUGAAAGUACAAUAGGGUGUGGGAGAGGAAUGUGACACGGGGUGUCGACCAAUUCUAUGUGAAACCCCCUCACUGUGGUCAGAACCCAGGCAUCUGAGGUGAUGUUUGACCAGGUUUGGAAAAAAUGACGGAGUCUGCCCCCUACACAGGUAUUGGAAAAAACAAGAGGUAGAUGUAAGCUUACCGUAAGGGCGUCUGGAACCGGGGUUCCCUCUGAAGCACCAUGGUCUUCCACGAGAGGGGAAGAAAGAUGAUGUCUCAUCUCCUGGUAGGAUGGUCUCUGGUUGUAGGAGCCUUGUCCCAAUCCACGGGCAUGGUUAUUAGACCGGCUGGACAGACGGUCCCUGAAUCUGCCGGCCCUGGUAGAGAUCUGUCUCUGAAAUACCCUCUUCAUAGAGGAUUGAGCCUUGUCCAGGGCUGUAAAAGCACCCAGGUCCUUUAUAAAGGAUUCUCCAAACAACAGGCCCUGGGCGUCUUUGCCUGCCUCUGUGAGAGCGAGGUUAGCGAGUUUAGGCUCAAUUUUAAAGAGGAUGGCUUUACGCCGCUCUAUAGACAGGGAGGUGUUUACACUGCCUGCUCUGCAGAUUGCCCUCUGCACUCAUGCACGGAGUUCGUCUGGGCCAACCUCACUGUUUCCGGCACUGGCUAGUUCAGCCAGGUCAAACAGUUUGGCCAAAUGACCAAAAAUGUCCAGGUGUUUGUCCUGGCAUGACUUUAAAGCUGAAUCCAAUCCCUUGUGGGGAUUCCAUCCCAUCUUGGAAAGAAAUUGGGUCAUUUUGGGAUCAACAAUUGGGGUCUCACAGACUUUACUGGAAUUAAGGGGUCUAGGACAUUCUGCCCUGAGUUUGUUGUGUGCUGCCUUGCUAAGGGGGCGCCGUACCCAGUUCUCAAGGUAUUUAGUCACAUGGUCCUCUGUGAGCCAUUCUGCUGACCUCGGGUGAUGGAGAGCAUCCAGGUCAAACAUAGGUUCCCCAGACGGAUCCAUGAGGGCGGAACCCGUGGUAGCGGGGGAGUCGCUCUGAGAGCCACUCAUUACCAACCCUGAUAGGGCAGGGGCAAAAGGGUCAGUGUCCUGCCCGCCAAUCUCAUCAUUGGAGUCACAUACAGACUCAGCAUCAGCCUCCUCACAAGACCCGAUUUCUGAGUCGGAGUCACUCUCCUUUUGGGCUCUAGCAAAUUUCCACUGCCACGCCUGUUCUGCCUGGCGCGGAAAGGCUCUCUUGCGUGACAUAGGCAUGCUGUCAUGGGUGGAUAUAGACACACCAGACGUAAUGUUUCUGGAGGCAUGGGCACGUAAGUGCCUGGAUUUGGCUGUAGCCUUUCUUGGAACAUCCCCAGGAGGGCUUAAGGCAGGACGUUCUAAGCAUGUCGGCGUGGCCGAGUCUUCAGCAGCCAAAGGGCAUGCCAGUAAGGCUUGGGAAAUAGUCUGGGAAAGGACAGAGGACAUUGAGCCCAUGGCGGCCAUAAUGGAGUCCGUAAUGGAGCGCAGCAGUGCCAGGGAUUGGGUAUCCUCAGGUACAGACAUAGGGUCACAUGCAGAGAAAGGGGGACCAGAGCUGUCAGAGGGGUUUUCCAAAACAUGGGGUAUACCUAUUUCCCCAGGGGGAAGGGGUGUGGCAGGCACUUUGGAUUUGGGCAUAAUAAAAUUGGUGUGAGAUAUCCCAAAAUACCAAAUAUAAAAUAGUAAUAUAUGCUGCAGGGAAUUGAAAGCUAAAAACUAAAAUAACAGAGAUAGAACAGGCUAGCAGGAGUUAAUCACCCCAGACUAGCUAUACCUUAUAGAGGGUAAAGUUAGGGAGCUCACCAGGGCCCAGACCGGCAGACAGGAAGAGGACACGAGGAAUAGCAAAGAGACUGUAAGACAGGAUGUUAGAAAAUGGCCGCUGGCAAUCUCGCGAGAUUUGCAGCAAAAUUCUAAUAAUUCGUCAAAUAAAGAGCCGAACGUUCGGCAAAAAGAGACAAAUUUGUGAAAAUAAAUAGACAAAAGUAAUAGGAGGGAAAACAGACGAAUUAGCUGGCCGUUCGUAUAAAAAUUAGCCAAACGCGGCAAAGAGGCGAACAAGGCUGUAUGCCAAAGAAACAUAGAACUGUAAGGUUUUAUGAAGAAUUUAGCCGAACGGCAUGAUUCACUCAUGAAAAAACAGCCUAAUGGAAUGGAGAAAAACAGGCGCAAAGGGCGCCAAAAAAGACCGGAGAAGGAGCAAUGGAGUCACAGACAGCCAGAAAGAGAAUAAGGCAAACGGAGAAAGAUAAGAGCAACAGGGGAAGCUCAAGAGAUAGUGAUACAGAUAAUAAUACCCUAAAGAGGUCUGGAACCCUGGGCUAAAAGGAUAACCAGGGCCGGACUGGCCCACCGGGAUACCGGGAAAUUUCCCGGUGGGCCGUCGGGUCUGCUGGCGGCCGCUGGGGGAGGUCUGCUGGUGGCCACUGGGGGAGGUCUGCUGGCGGCCACUGGGGGAGCUGCGCUGUCUCUGCUCCCCAGCGUGCAGCUUAAUGAGACCGGGGCCGGAAUAUGACGUCAUAUUCCCAGCCCCGGUCUCAUUCAGCAGUGCGCAAAGGCGGAAGAGCAGAGCCAGCGCAGCUCCCCCAGCGGCUGCCAGCAGACCUCCCCAGCAGCCGCCAGCACAGGUGCCCCAGCAGCCGCCAGCAAUGCACGACCCCCUGGCAGGUAGUAGUAAUGUGUGUCAGUGUGAGUUUGUCUGUCUGUUAUGGUGUGUCUGUCUGUUAUGGUGUGUGUGUCUGUCUGUUAUGGUGUGUGUGUCUGUCUGUGUCAUGGUGUGUGUGUCUGUCUGUGUCAUGGUGUCUGUCUGUAUGGUGUGUCUGUCUGUCUGUGUCAUGGUGUGUGUGUGUGUGUCUGUGUCAUGGUGUCUGUCUGUAUGGUGUGUGUGUGUGUGUGUGUCUGUCUGUGUCAUGGUGUCUGUCUGUAUGGUGAGUAUGUGUCUGUCUGUCUGUGCAUGGUGUCUGUCUGUAUGGUGUGUGUGUGUGUCUGGCAUGGUGUGUGUGUGUGUGUGUGUCUGUGUCAUGGUGUCUGUAUGGUGUGUGUGUGUGUGUCUGUCAUGGGGUGUGUGUGUGUCUGUCUGUGUCAUGGUGUGUGUCUGUCUAUAUGGUGUGUGUGUCUGUCUGUCUGUGUCAUGGUGUGUCUGUCUGUCUGUGUCAUGGUGUGUCUGUCUGUCUGUAUGGUGUGUGUGUGUGUCUGUCUGUCUGUGUCAUGGUGUCUGUCUGUAUGGAGUGUGUGUCUGUCUGUGUCAUGGUGUCUGUCUGUAUGGUGUGUGUGUGUGUGUCUGUGUCAUGGUGUGUGUGUGUGUGUCUGUCUGUCCGUCAUGGUGUGUGUGUCAUGAUAUAUGUGUGUGUGUCUGUCUGUGUCAUGGUGUUUGUAUGGGUCUGUCUGUGUCAUGGUCUGUCUAUGUCAUGGUUUGUCAUGGUGUGUGUGUCUGUCAUGGGGUGUGUAUCUGUCAUGGUAUAUGUGUGUUUCUGUGUCUGUCAUGGUGUAUAUGUGUGUUUAAAAAUAGUGUUUUUGCUCACCUUUUUUUCCCCACGCAGCGUGCUGGUCUCCCCUCGACUGGCUCUGCCUCUAUGGCUGAGAUUAUCAAGCUUGAUGAUCUCAGCCAAUCCAAUUCUUUGCCAUUGGAUUGGCUGCAAAACGCUACACCAAUCAGCAUCUCCUCAUAGAGAUGCAUUGAAUCAAUGUAUCUCUGUGGGGAAUGUUCAGCACCUACAGAGUGUGGAGGCCCUGAAUUCAGGUGCACUGACACGGGAAGCACCUCUAGUGACCGUCUGAGUGACUGUCACUAGCGGUGUCACUUUGAAGCAAUGUAAACACUGCCUUUUCUCUGAAAAGUCAGUGUUUACGUUGAAAAGCCUGUAGGGACAUGCUAUAGACACCAGUACCACUACAUUAAACUGUGUGUGCGUCUGCUGGUAGUGAGUGAGCUUGCUUGCAUGUGUGUGCCUGCUAGUGAGUGAGCUUGUGUUUUUAUGUCAAUAAGCUGAUGUAUAUCAGUGAGAUUGUUUGUCUAUGAGGCUGUGUAUCAGUGAGCUUGUGUGUGUCAUUGAGAUGUCAGUGAGAUUGUUUGUGUCUGCAUGUGAGUAUGCUUAAUGUAUAAGUAAUCGUUUUGCUCUGAAAGGACCCAUAUUUUAUAUUAGAAAAAGCAAUAUAUAUAUAUAUGUGAGCGUAAAAGUGGAAUUGGGGUUGAUGGAAGAUACAUCAGGCCUGAUUUGCUAAACAGCAACCUGAGAAUUUUCAGUUAAAUGCCCCAGGGAGAGAUGUUAAAGUUUGCAAUCUACAUAGCUGAUGUUCUGCAAAACAUGGUAUGGGUCCCUGGGGCGGAGUAUUUGGAGAGCAGGGUGGGCCAAUGCUCCAACAGCACUAGUCGCUGUGUAACAGACCACAAUUGGGAUCUGACUUAAGAGUUAACUAAUUGGCACUCACCUGUAGCCAGUCAAUUAGCAGACAGGCCUUUAAAAGAAGAGAUCAGCCUGCUGCAGAGUGAGUGAAGAACACUUGUGUUUAUUGCAAAGGCAUUUCUUUUUUUGGGAAAAUUGGUAAGUGGGAAAGCCACCCAAUUGCAGAUAGCAAUUACUGUCUAGUAAGAGCUCAAGUAAGAGCAAGGGAUUUUGUUUGUUAUUAUUUAAAGCACCUGCUUUUUAUCAAAUAAAAAGGAAAACUGAGCUGAAUGUGUCCUGGACUUUGUAUAGCCUAGAAGGCUGUGGUUACUGCAAGAUCUGUGACAAUCCUACUGGUAAAAGAGGUGGUUUGUUACAAUAUAUAUAUAUAUGUGUGUGUGUAUAUAUAUUACUCUAUCAUCUGUCAUGGCAAGACAUAGCCAUACAUAUUACACACGACAAUAUAUGGUGCAGUGAUUUAUGGGGCUGGCAUAAAAAUGUUUUCCAGGGCUGCUUUGUAUCCCCAGUCUGGCCCUGAGGAUAACACACAAUAUAAAAUCCACAAGAGGAUAAAAGCAUAGAAACAUAAAAUAUAUGGAAAAUAAAUAAGUAAAUAAUGAAACUACAAGCAAUAAAGUAAACAAAAAGGUAUAAGAAACAAAAAAAUUAAUGCAAAUAGUAUUCAUAACCAUAAGGCAAUGAUAAUAUGGAAGAAAUUAGUCAUGUACUUAUCUGUUUGGAAGCAGCAAAGAAAGAGGAUUGUGUGGGGAGGUGCUGACUAUUAUACUGGGACUUGGUAUGGGAGUGGUCUAUGGUUACCAUUUUUUCUUACUGUAUGUAUUCUUUGCUGCUAUUAUUCCAGUUUAGUACAUAUAUCUGUAUUCAUAGAUGAGUUGUGACACGAUUGUCCUUAGUUCAGGAAGAUCAUGUAAGCAGUGUCUCUAUAAUUAAAGGACCACUAUAGUGCCAGGAAAACAAACUCGUUUAUAGUCCUUAGGUCCCCCCCGCCCUCAGGGCCCCCCUUCCGCUGGGCUGAAGGGGUUAAAACCGAAAGUUUCAGUUCUCUGAAACUGCUAGGUUUACAGCUGCAGGGUUAAAACCUGGGAGACCUGACACCCGGACCACCUUAUUAAGCUGAAGUGGUCUGGGUGCCUAUAGUGGUCCUUUAAUUAUACCCAUCUGUUCAGAAUCACAUAUAUGUAGGUACUAUGAUAUAAGGUAGGAAAUCUUUAAAAGUACUGUAUUAUUUCUCUGUGUUUAUGGCCAUUUCAGUGGCUGCUGAAAUCUGACAUUCUAUAAAUCUUUAAUGCCAGGAACCCUAUAAUAUGGAACGGAUAUUCUGGCUACUUGCCGAAUCAGAGAGGAACAAUAUCAAGCUCAUGAUGGAAGAAUACAAUGACAAAAAACAGGUCAAGUUACCACAGGAACUUCACAGAAAGGUUUGGAGUUUUAAAUAGUCUACAGCUAAAUAAUAUAUUUGAAGUGGCAUUAACAUCUAUUUUAUUUUUAUUUCUACUUCAUUAAUAGUUUAUAUUUUACUAUACCAUGACCACAGUGAUCACAUUUGACAACUGAUCAAGCUGUGUGUGUGAGCUGCAUGCAUCAUUGUAUAACCUUGCCAAUCAGCAGUGGUAAAAAAAAGAUUUACCUAAAUUAUCAUAUUAAGCACCAUAACCACUACAGUGCUCUAAACACCAGAAUACCUUAUUUUUAAUAAAGCAGUUUUGGUGUGUAGAUCAUGCUCCUGCAGUCUCACUUCUCAAUUCUCUGCCAUUUAGGAAUUAACCCCUUCAGGACCGUCAUUGGCAUUUUUGCGUUGCCGACCGGUGACGGUACUGAACCGUCCUAACGGUCCAAUGUACUUACCCGAUCGCCGUCGUUCCCCCGGCAGCGAUCGGCGUUACUCCCGGAGUGGGGAGACUGCCUGCAGCCCAGACAGUCUCCCCACGGCGGAUUAGGACCCCUGGGUCCAACAGAGCGAUCACAUGGUCACAAUAGGCGUCCAUGUGUCUGCCUGCAGCGGGACUGCCUGUGCUGACAGGCAGUCUCCCUGCUAGUGUAAAAUAAAAAAAAAAAUUUAAGUUAAAGUUAAUAAAAAAAAUAAAAAAAAUUAUAUAUGUAUGUCUUUAUAUCAUUUAUAUAAUGUCAUACUAAGUGUAUUUUUAUAUUAAUAUGUACUUAUAUUAAUAUAAAAAUACACUUAUAAUUAAAUUACACACGUGUGUAUAUGUAUAUAAAUAAUAUAUAUAUAAUAACUAUAUUUUUACAUUGAAAAAGGCCAGGUUGGUUACGUUGCCUUUGAGAGCGUAUGUCAGCCCAGGAAUGAGAAUUACCCCCAUGAUGGCAUACCAUUUGCAAAACAAGACAACCCAAAGUAUUGCAAAUUGGGUAUGUCCAGUCUUUUUUAGUAGCCACUUAGUCACAAACACUGGCCAAAAUUAGCAUUCAAUUUAGUUUUUUACUUUUUUCACACAAAAACAAAUAUGAAUGCUAACUUUGGUCAGUGUUUUCGACUAAGUGGCUACUAAAAAAGACUGGACAUACCCCAUAUUGAAUACCCUGGGUUGUCUACUUUAAAAAAAAUAUGUACAUGUGGGGUGUUAUUCAGAGAUUUAUAACAGAUAAUAAUGUUACAAUGUCACUAUUGAUAAAUUUUAAAAAUGUAUGUUUUGAAAACGCAAUAUCCUACUUGUACCUAUAUCCCUAUAACUUGCAAAAAAAGCAUGUAAACACUGGGUAUUUUUAAACUCAGGACAAAAUUUUGAAUCUAUUUAGCAGUUUUUUUAAUUCGCUUUUGUAGACGAGUAAAAGAUUUUUCAAGUAAAAGUAAAAAAAGUAUUUUUUUUCAAUUUUUCAUCAUAUUUUUAUUUAUUUUUUAAAUUAAAUUACAUGAGAUUAUAUAAAUAAUGGUAUGUAAAGAAAAUCCCUUUUGUCCUGAAAAAAAUAAAUAUAAUUUGUAUGGGAACAGUAAAUGAGAGAGCGGAAAAUUACAGCUAAACACAAAGACCACAAAAGUGUAAAAAGAGGCCUGGUCGCAAAUGUAGAAAAUCGCAAAAAAGUCCAGUCCUUAAGGGGCUAAAUACUUUUUUUUAUUUCUGUUUAUACAGCCCAGGCCACACCUCCCCUAGCUGUGACUGACACAGUCUGUAUGAUAAAUUUUUUUUAAUUUUCAAUCAUAGCUUACAUCACAGUGUGUUUACUUCAAACGGUCUUUUCUCUUUUUCAUAAGUAUACUGAACUUUAGUCAUACACAACAGGCUGUUGUGGGCUCUAGCAGACAACCGGCAUAGCAGGAGAUAAGACAUUUUAUAUUGAAUACACUGUACAAAAGUGGAAACUAAGAAAAAAUUGCUAAUUUUAAGGAAGUGUAUGGGGAGGCAGUGUGAGCCACAACCUUGGGAGGUGUGGCUAGGGCUGAAUAAACAGAGUGAUGUAAUCUCAGAGACUUGACUGAGGGAGACUGGUGGUGCUAUAAACCAAAACUGCAUCAUUAAACUAUUGUUAUUUUUGGUGUUUAGAGUGUCCCUGUAAACAGAUAAUAAAGUGAUAUUAAAGAGAUUAUGAUGGGUAUGGUUGAAGGAGCCGUAACAGGUGAUGUAGACAGCUUUAGGACUAAUACUGAUAAAUAGAGCAGAAUCAUUUUUGCUAACGUGUUUUUUGAACAAUUAUUUUAUACUCUGUUUAUCUAGGUUUCAGGAGCAAUGACAUCCUGUUCUGUUACUGAUGAAAAUAUUCUUGCUGCCAUCAGACGAUGCUGGGAGGAGAAUAAGUAUAUUUUAUGUCCUCAUUCAGCAGUGGCAGUAUUUUAUCAUUACCAACAGUUCAAUGCUGAGCAGAGCAGGUAGGUCAUUCUUGGUAAGCUUGACUUUUAAACUAAAGAGUGGGUUGUAUUCUGUAUUAAAAUGGCAACUUUAUUGAUUCAAGAAUAUUAGGAAAAAGUCUCCAAAAUGAACAGUUUCUGCAAAAGUGAAUUGUCAUGUGAUGGAGUACCAUGAAAGUCCAAAACCCUGGUCCAAUAAUGCUAUGAUAUUACUACGGACAGCAGCUGCCAAUGAAAUGUGCUCAAAUGAAUGUGCUAAUUAAAGGAACACUAUAGGGUCAGGAACACAAACAUGUAUUUCUGACCCCUAUAGUGUAAAAACCACCAUUUAGGUAACUUGCCCCUUUUGCCCCCUUAAAAGGUAACAAAACGUACCUUAUUUCCAGCGCCGCACGGGUCCGCUGGCACUGGCCCUGCCUGAAGUUCCGCCUCUUUGCGGACAUAAUCAGAAUUUAUGAUUUCAGCCAAUCCAAUGCCUUCCCAAAGGGAAAAGUAUUGGAUUGGCUGAAAUCGGCAAGUAGGCGAGAUGGGGGUGGGGCCAAACACUGGUUUGGCCAAUCAGCACCUCCUCAUAGAGAUACAUUGAAACAAUGCAUCUCUAUGAGGAAAGUUCAGCGUGUCUAUGCAGAAGGUGGAGACACUGAAUGGCAGUCACACUGUGCAGCAUUGCCCCAGGAAGCAUUUCCAGUGGCUAUCUGAGGAGUUGCCACUGGAGGUGUCCCUAAGGAGCAAUGUAAACACUGUAUUUUCUCUGUAUUUGCACAAAAAUGCAUGCAGGGAAUGAUUAUACUCACCAGAACAAAUACAAAUUAAAAAAUGCUUAAAUAAGCACUCCAACCACCUAAAGCAUUUAGCUUGCUGAUAAGCUUUAUGUAUGAAGAGUGCGUCCUCUUUUUCAUUUUACAAAAAGUGGAGAUUUCAAUAGAAUUUAGCACUCUCACAAUGGCCCAAAUGUUUCAAUCAGAUAACCAAUUCUGUUACUUCCUGGUUUGGUUAGCUCAGUAGGACUAAAUUCAAGAGGCAGACAAUUGCCCAGAGCACCUGCGUUGCAAAUACUUCUCAUUGAGCUGCAUUGGAAUUCUGUGAUUGGACAGCCACAGAAAGUCUGGGCGGGGUUAGAAGGGGAGGACUGCAGACAAGAGAUCAGCUUCUAUUGCAAGCAGUAUCUCCGAUGGGAAAAUAUACAGAAUUAAAAGCAUGCAUGCAUUCAUUGGGUUGAAUUACAAAUCAGUGAUUUUUUUAUUUGCAUUUUUUUUAUUUAGACAGUGGAGUAUAUCUAUAAGCUAGACAAAUGUCAAUUGAAGAUUAUGCUAGCGCAGUGUACUGAUAAUCUUAAUUUUAAUAAUGACAGGAGGCGAAUAUUUGCAUUAACUUUCUUUACUAGCUCCAUAGCAGCAAAGAAAAAAAACUCUUAAAGAAAAGAACCAAUCAGAAUGAAACAGAGGAUAUAUAAACCCAUACAUAUCCCAUCAUUCCCUCUUGAGUAAUGCGACAUCACAAGUCCCAAAGAAAUAUGACAAACGUGUCAAAUCCAACUUGCUCCAGCUUGACGUAGUUAUUUCAUUGUUGAGAAUGAGAAGGAUUUUCAGUCACUCCGUCCUCCAUGAAGCUUGUUAAACUGAAAGGAAAGAGAGACUAGUAUCAGUGAUACGGAAUUAACCGUAGACCCCAAAUAUCUGAUUAGAAGUGUAAAUUCUCCGUCAUUCCAAUACGUCUCAUCCUACAAUACCCGUGAUCUAAUUGAACUACAAUAUCUAGAUAACCACACUCUCUAUUCUACAGCCCUUGAAACCCAAAUGCAACAACGGUUACCAUUAUCCCUAUGGAUCAUAACUUACCUCGUCGUUUGGGUGGGAACAUCAAGAGAAAGGGUGGGAAAAUAUUCGCCUCCUGUCAUUAUUAAAAUUAAGAUUAUCAGUACACUGCGCUAGCAUAAUCUUCAAUUUUAUAACAUGACAGGAGGCUUCAUAUUUGCAUUUUUAAAGCUUAGGCAGAAGGGAGAAUGCGGCAUUAGUCGACUGUCGGAAGUAAAAGGUCCGGAAUGUCGUUUCGCGUGACCAGUCCGCUGCUUGGAGAAUAUCCGCCAACGAUGCCCCUGCCAAAAAAGCUGAAGACGCCGCCGCACCUCGUACGGAGUGCGCUCCGAAGGACGAUUCCACCCCCGCCAGGGUGAGGAUCCAUCUAAUCCAUCUGGAUAGUGUGGUGGUCGACACUGGACCAUGAGGUUUCACAUAUGAUAUCAGUAGUUGUCGGGAGUUUGGUCGUCGUAGCGACCCCGUUGUCUCUAUAUAUGUUCUCAAUGCCCUAACCACACAUAGUUGGGGUUCCGAUGUAAAGAACGGGUAAAAUACCGACUUCGAAUCGGUCUUGGUUCUCCGGGAGAGUUGGAAUGUAACCCCAUCUGGGCCAAUAGAAAAGGCAUCAGCAUCAAACGCCCGUAUAUCUGAGACACGGCGAAAUGAAACCAGGCUCAGGAGGAAGGUGAAUUUCGCCGUCAGCUGUUUCAAGGAUAAGUGUUCAUUUGAAGGCCAUUCCUUCAGGAACCGGAGCACCACCUCCACAUCCCAGAGAUGGUGAUAUUUUGGUGUCGGAGGGCGUCUCAUUUUAAUCCCCCGUAACAGACGACAAACCAAAGGGUCUUGUCCGAUUGCUCUCCCCUGUGACGGAACGUGAGCUGCAGAUAUGGCUGACCGGAGGACGUUGAUGGUGCGAUACGAUUUACCUUCUGCGAAGAUGGAUGAGAGAAAAUUCAAUAUCUCGGGUACAGGAGCCGUAAAGGGAUCCAAACUCCGUCCCACGCACCAAUUGGACCAAGUUCUCCAUGCCGAUAGGUAGUUUCUCCUAGUUCCCGGGGCCCAUGAAUCCCACAGUAGGUCCCUAGCUGCCGCCGAUAAUCCGUGGGUGUCCCAUGCGCCCCUGAAAGCGUCCAGGCUACCAGCUGUAGGUGAUCGUCCAGAAGCAUGGGGUGUGGGUUGCCCAGUGGAUCCUUGAGCAGGUAUGGAUCGUUCGGUAGGAGGAGUGGGUCGUUGCACGAUAAUUCGAGUAGGUCGGGGAACCAGGGCUGGCUCUGCCAUAAUGGCGUCAAUAGUGUUAGCAUCACUCCCCGUUGUCGAACGUGAUGAAGUACUCUCGCAAUCAGUGCGAAUGGAGGGAAGGCAUACGCCCCUUGACUUGGCCAGUGUUGAGUGAAUGCGUCCACCGCUAUGCACUCCGGGUCCGGGAGCCAGCUGUAAAAUCUCGGUAGUUGACGGUUGCUGCGUGACGCAAAGAGGUCGAGGGUGAAUGGUCCCCUCUGUUCGUUCAGUUGUGCGAAUAUCUUGGGGUUCAAUCGCCAGUCGCUGGCGUCUCUCCAAUGUCGUGAGUACCAAUCCGCGGUCAAAUUCGAUUCCCCUGGUAGGUGCUCGGCCUUGAUCGAGAUGUUGCGUGGGAGGCAGUAGUCGAAGAUCUCCUUCGUCAGGUUGGCUAAUGUUUGUGAGCGAGUCCCUCCUAGAUGGUUGAUGUAGCGUACUGCGGAAAAGUUGUCCAUCCGCAAGAGGAUACGGCAGUUGGAUUGUCCUUUUGUCAGGCUGCGAAUGGCGAAGGAUCCAGCUAACUCCAAACCGUUGAUGUGCAUGGUGAGUUCCUGGUUCGUCCAGAUCCCGCCUGUGGACGUAGAUCCAUCCGUGGCGCCCCAUCCCCAUCGGCUCGCAUCGGAUUCCAGAAUGAAGUCCGGGUGGCUGCCAAAAAUGGCUCGACCAUUCCAUGCCUGCAUGCAGUUGAGCCACCAUUCGAGUUCCUGGCGGACCUCGUCCGUCAGGGGAACCGGCUGGUUGUAUGUGGGGUUCUGCCUGAGGAAGCGGGCUUUCAACCGUUGCAUGGCCCGAUAAUGUAGUGGUCCUGGAAAGAUGGCCUGGAUGGAGGAGGAUAGCAGACCCACAAUCCGUGCUAGCUGGCGGAGGGGAAUGGACUCGAGUUUGAGGACGUUGCGUAUCUCUUUUCUGAUGGCCGUUACUUUGGUCCUCGGCAAAUGCAGAGUGCAGGAUCUGGAGUCUAUGUCGAAGCCCAGGAAUUGAACCGUGCGUUUGGGAGUCAGUGCAGAUUUCUCUCUGUUGACAAUAAAUCCCAGCGAUUCUAUCAAUUGGAUCGUGUAUUCGGUGUGACGUGACGCUUUGUCGCUCGUGUUGCAGAAGAUGAGUAUAUCGUCCAAAUAGAUGAUACAUCUGAUGCCUCGAGCCCUGAGGUGAGCUACCACUGGUUUCAGCAUUUUCGUGAAGCACCAGGGGGCUGAGCUGAGGCCGAAAGGGAGGCAGGUGAAUUGCCACGGGGAUCCGUGCCAGAGGAAACGAAGUAGUGGCCGGCUGUCUAUGUGAAUAGGAAUCGAUAGGUAUGCGUCUUUGAGGUCCAGACGCGUAAACCAGUCCCUUUCUUGUAGCAAGUCCCUUAGAAGGUGAAUGCCUUCCAUCUUGAAAUGGCGGUAGACCACGUGGGCAUUCAGGUCUCGUAAAUUGAUCACCGGUCGGAAGUCUCCGGUCUUUUUUCGCACGAGGAACAUGUUGCUGAAAUAACCCCCCGGGGAAUGUGCGGGUUGUAUCGCCCCCUUCCUGAGGAGUUCGUCCAGUUCCAACUCGAUGAGUUGGGAGUCCGUGGUGGUGAGGCAUAGGGGCCGUGGAGGCCCGUGUUGCACGGGGCGCGACUGCAGUUCGAUGCGAUAGCCCCCGACCGUUUGCAACACCCAUGCGUCCGUGGUGAGACCUGCCCAAUUCUGGGAAAAAAGAGAAACACGGCCGGCAGUCAUGGUUAUUAAAGACAUAGGUGUAUUUGGUUUCCUUACCUGUGGGAAAUCGUGCGCGGGUACAUCCGCGGGCUCCCCGGCCUCUAUCUGUUCCCCUUUGGAAGUGGGAGUAAGACUGCCUCGUUCCGGAAUCCGGGUAGGACAGUUGAGGUUAAAACUGUUGCGGAGGUCCAGUGCGGGGGCCCGAUGGCCAGAAGCGGCUGGUGGCACGGCCCCGCUGCCGACCAGCCCUUGAAAAAACACCCCUGGAGGGGUUGCCCCUGAAGACCUUUCUCAUAGAGGUACGAGCCUUGUUUAGGGACGUGAACACGUUCACGUGUUUAUUGAGCUCCUUCAUAAACGCCUCUCCGAAAAGUUUGCCCUGUGCCAGGGGGCCUAAUUCUUUUAUCCCAAGGUCGGCCAGCUUCGGGUCAAUUCGAAACAGUGCUGCGCGGCGCCGUUCUGUUGAAAGGGCCGCAUUCGUAUUCCCCAGGAAGCAGAAGCCCCGCUGGGUCCACUCUCUAAUAUCAUGCGCCCAGGUGCGCACCAUGUCCGCGGUAAACGAGUCCGCUCUGGUAUAGGCGUCAUCACCAGCGGCCCCAUCGCAUCUAGGAGCUUGUCUUGUGCCCCUUUAAAGCUCCGUUCGAUCCCCCUGCGUGGAUCGCGACCACCCCGUUCCAUAAACGUCAGCAUUAGCUGGUCAAACUCUGGCGUAAACGCCACUUUGUCUGGCAGGGAAGGUCUAGGGCACUCAGCCCGCAUCCUCUUGCGGACGUGCUUCUCGAGCGGUUUCCGAAUCCAGAAGUGCAUGAACUUCACCAGGUGGUCGGGUGGAGCCCACUCCCCGCAGCGGGGGUGGCGGAUGUUCCUGGGAUCGAACAUGCGUUGUCCCGUAGUAUCCAGGAAUGUCUCUUGCUCCUGGCUAGCAGAUGUCGUGGAAGACUCUGCCAAUCCUGUCUUCUGGGGCUCACCCAGGAAUGUUUCUGUGACAUAGGCGUUGGAUCCCCAAUCGCCGUCGUCCGAAUCCGACGCCUCUGCCUGCCACUCAUCCAGGACGGACAGGGUAUGGGGCAUCUCACCUUCCUCCUCCGAGGAGGCGUCGGGAAAUGUUGUAGGCACGGGUGUUAUCGGUGCAUGGCGCUUGAGAGGCGCCUUGCCCUUUUUUGGGGCUUUCCGAGACCCUUCGCCCUUCCAGUGGCGUUUCGUCGGGCGGUGCCUCUCUGGGGAGGAGUCAUCGGAGUCACCGGACUCGUCCCUGGGGCGACUAGACUUGCCAGGCGGCUUGAGGGUGUCAGAGGCCGUCGGGAGUACCAGUGCCAUGGCCUUUUCCAGUGAUGCGGCUACCGCCGCAUUAAUCAUGGCUUGCAUCUGGUCCGCGGAAAUCUGUGUCUCCUUUUCCAUGUUAUGAAUUAGCUGGCCGGCACAGGGCGGAGAGGUAUGGGGACGGUAUGGGAGGGUAUGAAUAAGAGGCCGGCGGCCGGUUAGGGUAUAACGCUUAGUAGCGUGAAAGUCGGACUCGCACUGGGGCUCACCCAGCAAAGAGGGAAGUUGCUUUAACAAAUUCCCGUAAGCAGCACUGAUGUGGGGGCUCACCCCGUGCCAGGUUACUAGUACAAAACUGACUGGCAAAUCCACUCCCAAAGGGUUAACAAACCCAAAAUAUACAGGUCCCCUUUAAGGCUCUAACAGUAAAACUCACUUUUGCAGCAGAUUUAGCAGGCAAACCCAGGAGCUCUCCAGAACACAGGCUCAUUCCACAGCAACACAGCACCCACAAAAUGGCCCCCGUGAUUCUCGCGAUGUCUGGCCCUUUAAAAGCCCGGGAAAAUUGUGCAGGGCUAAAUGGAGGCAAAAGUGCGUUCGGCAAGUUUAUUCGAAUAAACUGCCGAAUGCAGGUAUGUGCACAUACACCUCCGUUCGCGCUGAAAUGCGAACGGAGGAGUCCACAAUGGGAAGAAGGCUUCCGUUCGCGCUUUGUGUUAAAGCGCGAACGGAGGCAGCACUGGGUGAAACAAAACCUCCGUUCGCGCUAUGUAUUGCGCGAACGGAGAGGAGUCAGUAAGGAGAGGGAGAAGGCAGCCCUGGACCUCCCUCGAGCCCUGACUGACAGCAGGGCGGGAAGUACAACCUCCAUUCGCGCUAAGUAGUGCGCGAACGGAGAAGAGGCAGCACUGGGAGGGCGGCUGUAUAGAGGCAGCCCUCCGUGUGUAUGCUGCCUCAGCCUGCCCGGCUCCGUGCACACAGCAGUGUGAGCCGGGCGGUAGACAAAGGUGGCGAACGUUGCCACUGGGGGGAGGGAGGGGAGUGGGUUGUGGGGAGAGAGGGGGGAUACCCUCAAGGAACUAAUCUGCCCCACAACAGUGAAGGAGCCCCUAAUUAAAGGAGCCCUCAAGCAUGAAAGGAGCCCUUAAUUAAAGGAGCCCUCAAUUAAAGGAGCCCUCACUACCCCCACUACAAAUACCACAAUCAGUUAUCUAAAACCGUAAAUAAUGAAAAUUAAACAAUAGUAAACAGAAGUAGUACUCUGACCUGUACUUGUGAUGGAGCAGCAAAGAAAGAGGGAAUGAUGGGAUAUGUAUGGGUUUAUAUAUCCUCUGUUUCAUUCUGAUUGGUUCUUUUCUUUAAGAGUUUUUUUUCUUUGCUGCUAUGGAGCUAGUAAAGAAAGUUAAUGCAAAUAUGAAGCCUCCUGUCAUGUUAUAAAAUUACCCAAAACUAAACUAAAACACAAAGUACAAUACAUUGUGACAGACGAGGCACCAGUUAUAUAUUCAGCAAUAUUUUGAUUUGUUUCUCACUGCAGCACCAGAUGUUGUUUUGCACCAGCUUCAGCAGCCAAAUUCUCAGAAGUCAUUCUGAAGGCCAACCUUACUCCCGAUGUCCCCGACGAGAUCAAAGCAUUGAUGGAGAAAGAGACCAGGUCAAUAUUCUUGAAAAAAGACGAUGACUGGGAAAAGAGUUUGCGGGACAAAAUUGAAGCUCUAGAUCAACAAAGGCAAUCGAGUUAGAUUAAAGCUAACCCUUAAUUAAGUGCUGAGCCUAUUUCCUCUACUCUGCUGUGAAUUUACAUUUCCUGGUUGUGUUCCUUGUUUUAAAAUAUCAAUUUCUUUGAUUUUCCAAGCUAAACCUAUGGAUGUUGUUUGUUGUUUCGGUACAUUAGAACAUGUACAAAAAUGUGUACUUUAUAAUACGACAAAAAAUAAUUGCCCAGAGUACAAAAAGAAAAGCAUGUUUUCUUAAAUCUAUAUUAAAGCACAAUAUAUAUAUAACAAUUUAUUACGAUUUUUUUCAUCUUGUUGAAACCACCCCCACCCCCCCCCCAAAAAAAAAACCCCAUCAUAGUUCUACAUUUAUAUUAAGGCCACCACUCAUAAAUACCAAGAUCUAGGAUUAUACAUAGACUUAAAUAUAAACAUCAAUUUAAAAAAAAAAAGCAAGCCUAUUUAAAAUUUGCUGCCAAUAGGUUUGGAUUAAAGAUCCACAGGCCAGUUAUGUCUCAACAAAGGCUUUUAUUUUGCCCUAGAGUUGCCAGAGCCACUUUUCAUUUAUUAAUGCUGACUGACAGCACAUGAAAAUUGCUGCCUCUUAGUAUAAUGUAUUCAGCUGCAGCCGUAUAAAAAUCAAGUAAUUAUUCAACGCAGCAGAUCCCUCCUUUGAUCAAGAUCUACUGCAGGGCAACACCUUAUUUGUAACACCUAAUAGAAUGUAGAUGUGCAAUAUGUUCAGGAAUUCUUAAAAAAUUUGGUAAACCAAUGGACCCCCAUGCCACAGAUAUUUUUUCAAUAUAAAGUUACACGGUUUCAAUAGUAUCAAACUAUCCAUAAAAGAGAAACGUUCUUCUUAAUAAUCAUUUGUCAGAAUCCUGUUUAUUACGAUGUAUCUGAAGUUACAAUAUUGUAAAUGAGGUUUUUGAAUAAACGAGAAAACAUCUCUUCCUUUCUCGUCCUAGCAUUUAAAUGGUUAACAGCAGCACUUCCCCUUUCCCAGUCCCAUAAUCAGUCUUCUUUUGCGAUAAAUGAGGAUUUAAGAUUGUGCACCUAUUAAUAGUUGCCUUAUCACUGUUUUUAAUCUGAUGGGCAAGCUAGAAACACAGUCGGCAAGGUUGAAUUAUCACAAGUGAUAGGCCUAUUUGGAAACUGAUCUUGAAAUGAGACAAAGUCCACGACGACAGCUUGAAACGUACAUUCUCUUGCUAUAUUUGGCCAUAGCUGUCAUCGCCCUCACCACCUGUCUGUUCAAGAAACCCAACUCGUGUUACUGCAGUUCAGCUGGGUUGUGUGAGCUGUAAGGUGUGAGUGUCCUUCCCACUGUAAUGUUAUGACUCUUUAUUCAUCUGUGCGAUUAAAUAAAAAAGUAGGAAUUCUCUAAUCAGUUUGCACAGGGGUCAAGUCCUGGGGAAAAAAGUGUGGGAACUCAUCCAAGAUCUCCCCCACCCCUAAAAAAACUAAAUACACUCCUAUGCAUAUAGUGCAGUGCAGGUUGUGUAUAAUGAAUGUCGUGUGUUUGUAGUGAGUGCAGAGUGUGUAUAGUGAAUGUAGUGUGUUUGUAGUGAAUGCAGAGUAUGUACAAUGAAUGUAGUGUGUUUGUAGUAAGUGCAGAGUGUGUAUUAUAAAUGCAGUGUGUGUGUAGUGAGCGCAGAGUGUGUAUACUAAAUGUAGUAUGUUUGUAGUAAGUGGAAAGUGUGUUUAAUGAAUGUAGUGUGUUUGUAGUAAGUGCAGAUUGUGUAUAGUGUAUGUAGUGUUUGUAGUGAGGGCAGAGUGUGUAUAGUGAAUGCAGUGUGUUUGUAGAAAGUGCAGAUUGUGUAUAGUAUAUGCAGUGUUUGUAGUAAGUGUGCUGGAUAAUGUGUGUGUGAUGAUGUGUGUGUGUGUGCUGGAUGAUGGGUGUGAUGUGUGUGAUGUGGGAUGAUGUGUGUGUGUGUGUUAGGUGGGGAAGCAAUUUUUUUUUCCAAUUUGUGUGUAUAUUUUUUAUUUUAUUCUCCCCUCCCUGCUUCUUACCUUGUCAGGGAGGGGGGAGAUCGCAUUCCCUGGUGGUCCGGUGGAGUGAGCCAGCCACUGCACACGGGGACCCAGAACACUUUCUGUUCCCUCUCCAGCUCUGUCUAACUCUCGCG